Molecule: messenger RNA, 4542 nt
Organism: Drosophila kikkawai
Lineage: Eukaryota; Metazoa; Arthropoda; Insecta; Diptera; Drosophilidae
Source: RefSeq, a predicted model, not a curated record
GUCACACUAACUUCUAAGAAAAAAGUAUUUUGAUUUCCCGAAAACAUGGCUAAUUCCAGCUAAUAUCGGAAAUUUGCAAAUUUAAAACACAUAUUUUCCCGUAAAACAAGACUGCGGCUGCUUUGUCAAAAUCGUGGGACAAGUGAAAAUUGACGCGUGUUAAAUGCAAACAAGAAAAUUCCAACACAGACCUUGAGUGGCUCACACACACACACACACGGGCAAACACCCCCCCUCUCACACCUGCCGUUAACACUUACACACACACACACGCUCGCGCACAUAGAUAAAGAGGAGUGCGAAAGGGAGGGAAGAGACCGAACCGUUCCCUGUUUUUUGUGUUUUUUUUUACGAACAGGAAGUGUUCGUUCGCUUUUUUUUUGCCAGGAUCUGCUGAAAUUGGCAGCUGGCGAUCAGAAUAAUGGUGAACGUACCCCCGCUACUCUGUAGCACACCGCCGCCCAUCGAUUUCGGGGAGGAGGACGACGAUUCCGGUUUGCAGUCCACAAUACAUUUGGACGAAAAUGACGAAUACUCCGAGUUUGGCUUAGUCAGCGGCGCAAAAGAACCCCUUCCUUCGCCGGAUCCCGUGACGGAAUACCGGGAAAAGCCACCGGAUGAUAUAGUGGAAAAUAAACAAACCGCCGAGGCUUUUAAUUACCAAGUGAAGCAGUCGAUCGAUUACGAUGUUUAUAGGGAAACGGCACCACCCACACCCCCACCUUUAAGUCUAGACCUUGACGAGGAAGAAGCGGAGCAGAAUGGGGAUGUGGAUCAACUGGAGGAGGACGAGGAGGAAACGAAUACCAAUGAGUCUGUGCCCUCCCUAAAGCUGGACAGUCUGAGUUUGUACUCCACGGAAAGCGUAUCAGCAGCUUCCACACUCUCACCCUUAGGGGAAAUGAAUGCGAAUGCAGUUGCUGAACCCAUUACCAAAGCCCACGUUGUCCUCAGCCAUCAAGUCACGCUGGAGGAUGUGUCUGAUGACAGCGACGAUGAGUGUUCGCCAAAGAAGCCCAAAGAAUUAUUUAUACGCGAGGGAGCCAAGGAUUUCUUUGCCAUUGAGGUGCUUGCCACUCCCACAUUACCAAAUGGAGACGGUGUCCAACAUACAGAGGAGAGUCCUAGGAACAAGUCACCAGAGGAUGAAAGCUUUAAGAGGAGGGAACCACAAGAGGAGCAGGUCCCCAGCUGCAGAGAGGAAACCACCACCAAGCAGGAGAAGCCAACUGAAAGCUCUAUUUUUCAGUUUGCAAACUUUGAAGCAGAACCAAAGAUUUUGACAGACAAAGAGAUUACUCCGGAGGAGAAGUCACACCAGGCAGAGCCUCAGGAAGCAGAUGACGACGAUUUCGAAGACUUUGGUGACUUUGCGGAUUUCUCAGCUGUUGAAACCGUGGAUAUCAAGGAAUCCCUGGCGAUAGCUACUCCUCUCAAACAAGAUUCCUCAGAGGCUAAGGCAAUUACUCUCGUAGAGCCUCCUCAGGAUGAUGGCUUUGAUGAUUUCCAAGACUUUGCCACACCCGAAGAGACGCCCGUCCAAAACCGUGACGAAGAGGAUGAUGAUGAUUUUGGUGAUUUCUCGGAGCCCACUGUGGCUGCCAUUCAAGUACCUCCACCGCCGCCACCAGCCACAAUCCACCUGAGCCUCGACGAGCGGGUUAAGCCAGUCCUGGAGAUGAUGUUUCCUCAGUCCAAGGAAGCAACCAGUACGAGUCUUGAGAAGCGUCGAGCGUUGGCUCAGUGUCAGCGCUUUAAUUUUGGUGCCAUCGAGCAUGCUCGAGCUUUGAAAUACGAGUGGGGCAGCUCGGAGAUGAGGCAUGCCCUUGUGCGAUCGCUGGGCAUUGAUUCGAGGAAUAUACUCUUUGGCGACAAGUGGAACUCAUCGAUGCCGCGUUUUGCAGCCAACUUGAGUUUUGAUCCUCUAAAACCUCUCAAGCCACUAUCGCCUGCCAAUGCCAAUGCCAGCACCUUGGAGCCCACCGCCAGCAGCAGCAGCAGCUGCCAGGAAUCACAUGUACAGACUUUACAAUUGGAACAACUAGACCAACUACUAACCGUGAUGGUGGCUAAUGCUGAUAAAAUAAAUCUUGUUACCUCUACCUCUAAACACACCAAUAACAAUAACAACAACCACAAUGAUACUACUGAUACUGAUGAUGAUGAUGAUGGUGAUAAUAAUGGUGACAACGACGUGGCUGCUACUCCGCUGGAUGAUAUGCCCUUGCCCUUGAUGGAUUUGAUGCCCCAAAACAAUCACAAUUUGUCUAACGAUUUGCACCACAACUCUCCUCCACUCACACAUAUGAAUAAUAACAAUAACAAUAAUAAUAAUAAUAACCAUCCGAAUAAUAACAAUUAUGCAAACAAUACAACAAUUAACACAAAUCUCACUGCUCACUGCGACGCCUUGCUGGAUUUUAGACUGGAAACAGGCGCCGGGGCCCAAGCGAGCCAAACUGAAACGCGGCCUAGCCAGGCUUAUGGGGAAGGGAUCUCCGGCAGCACCCCCUCCAACGACGAAGAGCGACCCCAACCCCAGGGCGAACCCAAGCCAGAAUCCCAGUGCCAGUCCAGCCACCAUCAUAUUGAAUCCCCAGCAGCGGCAUCAGCAGCAGCUGUUGCUCCAACAGCAGCGACGCUACCGCCUGCUCUACCAGCAGACAGCCCUGCCCACCAGCUCAACGGCGGUGAGCAGCUGCAUCAGCAGCAGCAGCACUCGGAGCCGGAGCAGUUUGAUUUGAGGGCUAGUCCUCCACCCACCCAGCCGCUACCGCCGGUGCCAGUACAGGAGGAGAUCAUGGGCAGCAGCUCCUCCUCCUCCAUUGCCAGUUUUGCAAUGCCGCUGAAGGAGACCCAUAUCUAUACACCCUCCAAAUCGGAUACGGCGGUGGCCAAGACCACCACGCUGGCGCCCAUUGAUUUCGACUAUGAAAUGGCGGCCACUGGCAUUAUCAUUGAUGAGACUGUGGUGAAGAAGGAGUACCGCGAUGUGGAGUACAAGCCGCCCUUUGGCCUGGAUUCGCCCAGCAAAGUGAGUAGCUUCGAGUUGCCAGCAGCAGCAGCUUCAGGAGCCUCAGCAGCGGCGACGGAGGACGACGACGACUUUAGUGAUUUUCAAUCGAUGCCGGCGGUGCCACGUUCGAGGUUAGAUACGCCCACUUUUGGCGAACAGAUGAUCCUCAGUCCGGCCAUAUUGCUGCCUCAGGCCAUACCGUUGGCCAAGAAGGCAUCAUCAUCAUCAUCAUCAGGAGGGGCAGCUUCUGCCUCGAUAGAGUGGGGCGACAAUGCCUUGGCUAGCAUUAAUGCUGAGGAAAUGGCACGCAUCGAGGAGUUAUUUUCUUCGCAGAAUGCAAAGCCACCGACGAUAAGCGCCUCGGUGGCCAAGAAGAAACCCACGCCCACGCCGGUUCCUCCUCAAGCUCAAGAAGAUGACGAGUGGUCGGAUUUUGUGUCAGUACCAGUGGCAACAACGCCCCAAAAGCAGCACUCGCCCCGCACCAACAAUAAUAACAACAAUAUCAAUGGCAAUCCCAGAAAGGGAACUCCACAAGCAGCAACUGCCGCUCCCAAAGACGAUGAUUGGUCGGAUUUUGUGGGCAGCACUCCAGUGGCCUCUGUGGCUCGUCCAGCGCCACAGUUUAAUUCGGGCGCCUGGCAGACUGCUAAUUUCUACAACAAUCCCUUGAGUCUCUACCAGGCACAGCAGCAACAGCAACAACAUCAUAGCAAUCUAGUUCCCAACAACAACAACAACAACAAUGUGCCAGCAAUACCCCAGCAAAUCCACAUCAUGCACGACUUCUCAACGGCACCCGUCGCAGGCGGCUUGAUGACUGCCACCUACCAGCAACACCAUCAGCGUCAGCAAUUCCAAAUUGGCAACGCCAAGGUGGCACCGCGCAUCUCCCUUAUCCCUGAUCUCAGUUUUGUGGCGCCCGCUUUGCCCACGAAUGCGGGUGCGUUUAUGGGAGCUCUGCCGAAACCGAGCUUUGGCGGUGGCAAGAAAUGACACAAGAAGUUGAGGAGUGGCCAGCAGCAGCAGCAGCAUCAUCGCCGCCAACAGCAACAGCCUCCACUGGGUGGCGGCGGGGGCAGGGGCGAAGCCACCAUCCUCACGUAGGGAUUACGAAGGGUAGAGAGGAGGAAGGCGGCCCGUAGGAGACAGUCAGUAUUAUGAAUCCGUCUGAUAAUUAUCAUAAACCGUCACACACACGUACUUAGUUCGAUGCAAGCGCUGUGUUUUCAUGUUGUUGUUGUUGACGCUGUUGAUGUUGUGCGUACUUGUUGUUGUUGUUGUAGAUCGUAGAUCAUAGAUCAGGAUUUCCAAAUUAAGAAAAAAAAAAGAAGAAAAAACCAAGCUAAAACCGAUUUCCCUGCGUGCAAUAAUUGGAUUACAAAAUUAAUUUUUUUACUUGAAUUUGAUUUUUUUUUUUUUAGAAGAAAACUAAAGACAUGGGUCUUGGACCAAAAUAUAUUUUUUUUCAUUAAUUUGAAAGUUUUUUAUUAAAUUUGAACUUGUCAUUUUAUUUCACUAACAUU